Sipha flava (yellow sugarcane aphid) is the source of this 1770-nucleotide messenger RNA. It is a transcript of the gene BBS8, whose product is annotated as tetratricopeptide repeat protein 8. Lineage: Eukaryota; Metazoa; Arthropoda; Insecta; Hemiptera; Aphididae. The transcript has 8 exons. Gene Ontology annotation, cellular component: ciliary basal body; BBSome; non-motile cilium. Bases 168 to 1679 code for a protein of 503 amino acids. The record is from RefSeq and is a predicted model, not a curated record. Gene Ontology annotation, biological process: non-motile cilium assembly. Gene Ontology annotation, molecular function: protein binding.
UAUCUACAGCCGUUAUCUUCAGUUCUUUUCUUCUCCGAGUUGAUUAUAAACCAGCUUUAAUACUGCCUGCUAGUACUUUUAAAUACUCAAACAAUUGUUUACAAUUCUGAUCGGAAUUUUGUCUAUUAAAAAUUAAUAUUAUAAUUAAUUGUAAAUAAUAUUUUAUAAUGGUAGAUAACAAUGUAAUUCUUCUAGUGGAUCCUUUCUAUGCUGCAUGCAUACAUUUGCGGAAACAUAAUUAUGAUAAAUGUAUUGAAUGUUGCACGGGUAUUUUAUUGAAAAAUCCAUACGAUCAGGCUACUUGGGCUCUAAAAAUGCGUGCAUUAACUGAACAAUUAUCUAUCGAUGACAUUGAAGCUGAAGAAGAAGGUAUUGCUGAUUCUUAUUUUAACUCUGAUGCAAUAGCUGAAAAUGCUAGAAUAGGUACAUCACUGAGGUCAACUCCUAAUUCUUGUAACCAAAGACCUCGGACAAUUGAUGGAAGACCUUUAAGUGGUAUUGUUCGUCCUUCAACUUCAUCAGCUGGUGGAAAUAAUUUACAAAAAGCUUUAAAAACUCCCCGCACUGUUGGUUCCUCAAGACCAUUAACUUCACAAUUGGCCAGAAAUAUACGUCUAGGUACUGCAUCAAUGGUUUCUCAAAUGGAUGGGCCUUUUAUUAAUAUAUCUCGUUUAAAUUUUUCAAAAUAUGCAUCUGAUAAACAACUUUCCAAGUUAUUAUUCAACUACAUUUAUUAUCAGCAAAAUGAUAUUAGAAAUGCUUUAGAUUUUGCUGUGGAAGCAACUAAAUGUUGCUUUUUUGAGGAUCCUUGGUGGAAAGUACAGUUGGGCAAAUGUUAUGUGAUGUUAGGUUUACUACGAGAUGGGGAAUCACAAUUUAGAUCUGCUUUACAACAUGGACCUAAUAUUGAAGUGUUUCUACGCCUUUCACGAUUAUUUGUACGCCUCGAUCAGCCAUUAAGUUCAUUAGACAUAUGUCAGCAAGCAUUAUCUUGGUUUCCAAACGAGGUUACAUUACUUAUAGAAAUGGCUCGAAUAUUUGAAGGCUUGAAUAAUAUAUCAAUGUCUGUGAAGUAUUAUAGAGAUAUACUUGAAUUGGAUGCAACCGAUAUGGAAUCUAUUGCGUGUAUAGGGUUACAUCAUUUUUAUUCUGAUCAACCUGAAGUAGCUUUAAGAUAUUAUAGGAGAUUGCUACAAUUGGGUUUAUAUAAUGCUGAACUAUUUAAUAACUUAGGACUAUGCUCAUUUUACGCUCAACAAUUCGAUGUUGUCACAGCAUGUUUUGAAAAUGCAUUACGAUUAGCAUUAGAUUAUAAUGCAGCAGAAAUUUGGUAUAAUAUUAGCCACAUAGCAAUUGGUUUUGGAGAUUUGGAUAUAGCUGAACACAGUUUGCACUUAACAUUAUCUUUAAAUAGUUCUCAUGGUGCAGCUCUUAAUAAUUUAGCUGUAUUACAGUGGCGUAAAAACGAUGUAGCUAGAGCAGAAUCCUUGUUGAACUCUGCCAUAGCUGCUGAAGAUCAUCUUUAUGAACCGCACUAUAAUAAAGCUUUACUAGCGCAAGAGGAAGGUGAUCACCAAACAAGUUAUGUUAUGUUAAAGAAGUCACUGGAAAUAUAUCCCAAUCAUUACAAUUCUAGAGAUAUUUUAAAUAAAUUAAAAAAAUAUUUUUCUAGUCUUUAAAAAUGAUUAAUUUGUCUAUAAUUUAUUAAUUAAUUAUUUAGCUUUAUGCUUCAUCUCUUGGUCAUAUCUUUAACAUUUAAUUAAGGUAAAA